CCAGAUCCAGCCUCCCUCCUCCAAACCCCCACUGCUAUACAAACCAGGAUAGGCCUAGCAUCAGAUCCAGCCUGCUUUACUGCUAUAUCUCCAUCCACUGCCAUCUCUUUAAAUUUCAAUCCUCAUCUCUCCUCAAUGGAAGCCUUCUCAUACUACCCUUUCCUUCUGGACUCUCCUAUCCUUGCAUCCAUCCCCUUUGAGACGCACCUUUCCACCCGGCAAGUUGGAGAGACCAGCAACAACUCCUCUUCUUGCUUUCCCUAUUACUACUCACCUGAAGCCAUCCUAGAGGUCUCAUCUGGUGAUACCUCAGCCUAUGAGAGCAGCAUCUCUCUUGCCACUGCCACAAAAGCUCCUUUAGUUGAGUGCCAGAUUCCACUUUCAUCAGCGGUAAUUAAACCCCAUGACGAGAAGGUCCCCAAACAACAAGGAUCCAUGGAGAAGAAAAGAAAGAAUGGAGAUGAGGCUCGCUCGAGUUAUUGCCAAUCCAGCCUAAGGACAGCAAGUACAAAAGAAAGUAAGAGUAGGAAGCAGAGGAAACCCAUUGGUGAAUUGAAGGGAAAACGGGGGAAGAAGCCCAAAUGUGAUGACUGGAAAGCCGCAAAGGCUGGAGAAGAACCCCCUGAAGGCUACAUUCAUGUAAGAUCGAAGAGAGGUCAAGCAACAGAUAGCCACAGCCUUGCAGAAAGGGUCAGAAGGGAGAAGAUAAGUGAAAGGAUGAAGAUGUUGCAAGGCCUUGUUCCUGGUUGUGAUAAGGUUACUGGAAAGGCCCUCGUGCUCGAUGAGAUAGUCAACUAUGUGCAAUCUUUGCAGAACCAAAUUGAGUUUCUUUCCAUGAAGCUUGCUUCUGUGAAUCCGAUGUUAUAUGACUUUGGGGUGGAUCUUGAUAACUCCGUGAAUCCAAAGAAAAUGAAGAGCAUACAACAACAAGUGCCACUUGUGAACCAAACAACCCACAUUCAUCCUCCAGCUUUUGAGAAUGCUAGAAAUAUCUACCAAAUGAUGGAUCCUUCAGUACCUCUUUUAUUACAUUGCCAAGGAUCCACUGCCUUUCCUCAGGACGGUGGCAGUUCUAUGAUCCAGGUUGGAGAACAAAGACAACAAUUUAUUAAUCAAGCAGAGUUCAACAGUAUAUGAGCACUUUUCAGUAGUUAGACAAAGAGCUUUCUAUAGUCAUGCAUGUAGAGAAACCCCAGUUCAGGCCUAUAGGAGUCAUAAAAGUAGAUCAGACCCAGAUGGAACUGCAGCCCUCAUUGUUGUUGAAAUUGAUUUUGCCCAAAAUGCCUUGUUCUUAGGCCUUUGGAAGAAGAGUUUCCCUCCAGAGAUUUGCACUAGAUUUGUGACGCAAAGGCAAAGCAAGACAUACAAAAUCCGAGAAUGUUGAGGCCACAUCAACUGGGGAUCCUUGCUGUUGGCCAGUAGAUUCAUGCACACACACGAACAAACUGUUCCCGAUGUCAAAAUAAUAAUGAGAAGAAUAAGAGGAAGACGAAGGGAAUUUAAAAAGCUCUAUUGGUGUCUUUUUUGGUAUCUUUAAAUUUUACACCGUGGGUAGGGGGGAGAGCGAGCUGAAGCGUCCUUGUAUUACAGGAAGCUGAUAAGACUGGCCACUGAGAUGAGAUUUCUUUGCUUCUUUUUUUUUUUUCUUCCUUUUUUUUCUGAACAUUCAUGUGUGUAUUUGUAUAAACCUCAAUAUACUGUUAUUAUUGUUAUUUCA
This is a messenger RNA of Phoenix dactylifera (date palm), 1717 nucleotides long. Its product is annotated as basic helix-loop-helix protein 80-like. The record is from RefSeq and is a predicted model, not a curated record. Gene Ontology annotation, molecular function: protein dimerization activity; DNA-binding transcription factor activity. NCBI's taxonomy places the organism in Eukaryota, Viridiplantae, Streptophyta, Magnoliopsida, Arecales, Arecaceae. Gene Ontology annotation, cellular component: nucleus. Gene Ontology annotation, biological process: regulation of DNA-templated transcription.